UGGUGAAGUAGUGCAAAUUUUUUGUCUUCAUUUUCAUAAACAUUUUAAUGGAGUUUUAAUUGCCAAAAAUUGACUUUGGUGCGCGUAAUUGUUAGUUGAAAGUUCGGUGCAGCGUUUGUGGGUCAGAGUUCCUCCGGGCGACGCCUAUUUUGCCGGAUUCGGUCGCAUUCCAGUGCUAGCGAAAAUCGGAGCGCACCGUGCCAAAAGAAGUGAGAAAGGCUCACCAUCCUUUAGGCCGAGUUCAUGUGAGAAAGAGUGAGUGGAAGAGAAGAAAAAAAAAGUUGUGGAGCAAGUUUAAAGGCUUGAUAGUGGCUCGGGAGUUAGCUAAAUCGUAUUUUUCCAUCUUAAUUAAUGGGGCUAGCAGCAAAACUUAUCUCCAAAUGUCGAAUGAUUGUAUAUUACUUUGAGUCCUAAUCGAACACAGUUCCGAAGGCUGUAAUAAUCCAUCGUGUGAAUGCAUGAAUUAACGAUAAACCUAUACAAACCACAAUGCAAAGUUUGGAAUCUGCAUCAUGCCCAGAAGCAGAUUAUAUGUUAAACGACGCUUACUGUAAAUUGAGAAAAUCUCCCUCACGUCAGCAGACGCUCCUGAUUGAUCCACCGCCGCAGUAUCCAAGUUUGCCUAGUCCUAUUCUGAACGAUAGCACGCCACUGUUCAACACCAGCAGUAGUAGCAGCGCCACAAGCCCGCUACCAUCAUCCUCGUCCUAUGCAACCCUAGGCAGCAUCCAUUCGACCUCACCGCCUGCUACGCUCUUGGCGACCCCACCCUCGGCGUCCUCUCUAUGCCAAGUUCCACCGGGAAGCAAUACCGCGGCCCAGCUGUUCAAAUCCUCUUUCUCACCUGCGUCCGCCUCCACGUCCUCGAUCAUCAGCAGUAACCUGCCCCAUGUAAACCACCUCCAUCAUCACAUCGAGAAGCGGGGAGCAACUGACUCCGGCUACAUCAGUGGCUCCCCGUCCAAAAAGUCUAAACUAUCUUCCUUGGCCGGGGCAUCGUUCACAUCAUCUUCAGGGUCUUCACCAAUCAACAGUUCUUCCAUCGUUGGCUCAUGUAACUAUUCCAUUGGCGGCGGUACGAGCAGCGGCAGCAGCAGCAGUCAUCACCAUCAACAGCAGCAACAACAGUUUGGUGGUGGUAGUAGCAGCUAUGGAUACGGUGCAGCAGCUGCUGCUUCGCCCUCCGCCGGAACUAGCUCUGCUGCUGUGGCUGGCACUUCCUCAGCUGCAUCACCAAAUGUCGCUGCCGGUGGCGGCCGAUUUAACAUACACGAGAAGCUUAGGGAAUUGUAUCUCGAAUUAUUAGCCGAAGACAAUACUGAUACUAACAGGUUGAACUUGAGGAAUACGUCGUUCUUACUGGAAAAACUGGUGCUGCGGGAGAAUCUGAGCACCUUGAUCCUAAAUCUCUACCCCGGCAAUAAAGGAUAUUCCUUAGCAUUUAGGCGAGGUGUUGAACAGCAGAACGAUGGAGGACGAAGUACCGCUAAAAGUGGCGCCGCGUCCUCGUCGCUGGUGGAUCAGUUACUGCCGGGCGUUAGUGGUAGUGGGGCCUCCGCUACCGCCGCCACGUUUGAUAUUAAUACCGAACAACUCCAGGAGACGAUACGGUGGCCGUACGAGGAGGAAGAACUGCUCGAAUGUAUCGACCGGGAGGAGCUGCCGCUGAUGCUGAUCGAUAUGCUCGAAAACAAGUGUCCUGGUCUGUUCUACUCGGGUUGUGUCAUCGCGGAGAUACGUGACUAUCGGCAAUCGUUUCCGAUAUUUACCUGUGAUACGUACCACGUGCUGUUGAAGCCGACUAAUCAGACCCUGCUUGCAGAUGUGAACCUUCUAACGGCGGAUGGUGAAUGGAGUGCAGAGGAUAAAGUUGCGCUAGAAAGCCAGUUGGUGUUGGCGACCGCGGAACCGCUUUGUCUGGACCCCAAUCCUGAGGUGGGAAUCAUGACUAUCAAUCAACAGCACCGUCGAUACAUUCUCAAUACCAAUCCGAUACGGAGGCAGGCAAAGAAAUUCUCACAGGUAGCGAUCAAUCGGAAAAGGAAAACGGACCAGUUUACUCAUAACUUUGGUCUUGAGUUGAGCGAUUUCAUGACAAAGUAUAGGGCCAAACCCCGUCAGUACGCUGCGACCAAGCGAAGUGUAGUUAGUUUUACACUGCCCAAGAAGCCCUCGGACGUGAGUCCUACCGUUAGGGUGCCCAACUUGGAAUUACCUGAUCUGACCCCACCCGCUGAGGUAAAUGUGGAGAAGUUUGCGAGGAAAUACGACGGACCUAAGGAGAGUCGGGACUGCAUACCCCAGCUUAUCGAAGAGUACAUUUUGGAGACGGAUCGGGUAGCGAGUCGAGGUGAUACUAGAACGUACCAUAUCAAGUUGUCGAUAUUCCAGCGGCCAUCCAAUUCGGAAUAUCUGGGUGAACUGUACGUGGAUAGAGAUUACAGGGAGAACGAGCGCAAUGGGGAAGCUUGCCAAUUUUCCUUGGGUACUCGAGCGCAUGCACACCGAUACAUACAACAGUUUACGGAGAUAUUCACCGAAGAGGGUAGAAAAUCGGUUAAAAUUACUCAUUUGGUUCCUGGACAAGUUCCCAAGGUAUUGCAUACUGCAGGAAUGCGAGAACAAAAUGUUCAACAGCAACAACAGCAACAGCAGCAACAACAACAGCAACAGCAGCAACAACAACAGCAACAGCAGCAACAACAGCAACAUCAUCAGCAACAACAACAAGCAAUUCAACAGCAACAGGCUCAUAUCCAACAGCAAAUUUCUCAAAUUCAACAACAGUUGCAGUCCCACCCUACGCAUGCUUUAAUCACACGACUGCAAACGGCUAAUCCGUCAUUGGUUUCGCAGAUUGCUGCUGCUGGAGGUAACAUAACUAUAAACACCGCCAACCCUGCAACAAUAUCCACGGUUGUUAAUCAGCAGCAGCAACAGCAGCAACAAGUUGUUCAGCAGCAGCAACACACACAGCAGCAAAUCAUAACUGCAGGACCUGCGGCAAACAUCAUAACAAUUGGUGGUCCGUCACCCCAACAACAGCAUCAAAUUCAAAUACAGCAACAGUCCCAGCAGCAACAUCAACAACAGCAACAGUUGGGCAACCAACAGCAUGCGACGCAGCUUCUAACGGCGACUGCUGCCGGCCAUCAGCAAGUUUUCACCACCUGUGAUACCACCAACAGCAAUUCCACUCAACAGCAGCAGCCCGGCAGUCAAGCGACCAUCACUCUACAACAGCAACAGCAGCAACAAUCCCAGCAACAGCAAGCCCAACAGCAACAAAUUCAGCAAAUUCAAACUCAACCACAACAGCAAACGCUUAGCCUCAGCAAUGGGUCGCUUCUACUGGUGCAGCCGACGGGACAGAUUUCCAAUAUAACUACCGCCACCAGUGUCAGCGGCGGUCAAUCGAACGUUGGUCAAUCUGUCGUCACCAAUGUGACCGGGACGCAAAACAUUCAAGGUUUUACCUUUACCUCAGCUUCUCAAACUGCCACUAUCAUAAAUCAAGCUGGUUCAGCCGGAACAACCAAUGCCACCACCAAUCGUGUCCCCCUGUUGGUUCGCCUGGAAAACAAGGCCUCCCAGCAGUUGCAGCAGCAGCAACAACAACAACAGGUACAGCAAACUCAUCACGUUCAAUCGCAACAACAAAAUCAAAGCACCACCACCACCAUUCAUACAAACAAUCCGGAAAUUAACGCAAUUGCACUCAGUAUAAUGAAUUCGGCAAAUCAAUUUCGACAACAACAGCAGCAGCAGCAGCAGCAACAACAACAGCAACAACAACAACAGCAGCAGCAGCAACAAGCAACCGUUAAAACCAAUUCGAAUGCCGCCAUCAUUAGUUUACUUAACAGUGCACCGGCUGCAAUGACCAACUCCUCCGUACUGGGCAGUAGUCUAACGAUUCCCGUUAGCAAAACACCCGUUGAGAUUCAUCAACAGCAGCAACAGCAAACACAUCCACAACAGCAUACCAUUCACCAUCACCAGGCCACGGGGACAACGACUAUUUCGGGCAGUGCGGCCGCUGCUCUGUUCAACAGUGUCAGUGGUCGUAAAAUACAAAUUCAGCAGCAACCCGGCGGGGCCCAGAGAAUACUCAACCACACCAAUCUAAUUGCGGUCAGCAGCAAUCCGGCGGGCGGUGGGAUCGGGCAAACUCAGCUGAUCAACAUACAGCCAGCGACACAGCAGCAAUCCGGCGAUCAACAGCAACAGCUCGGCCAGAUUCAACAACAUCCCGGCUCGAGUAUCCGGGUUACCAUGUCUGCCCUUGCCUCUCAGCUUGCCUCUCCUCCAGCCAUUCUGACUACAUCGAACCUACCGCAAACGUUCAACGUUGUUGCUGCUACCGGUUCCGGGAAUGUACCAGUUGGGGGUCAAAACUUUUCCAAUACCGCCAAUAGUAAUACCACUAGCAAACUGAUAAUCAAUAGUACAAACCAGAGGAUAUUGAACAUCAACACCAACAAUAGCAACAGUUCAUCGACGGCCGCGGCAGUUGCUGCAGCUCUAGGAGGAGCAAUCCGACGGGUCAGUGGUGCCGCACCGGACGGCAGUGGUGGCAUUCAACUGCAAAUCCAAGGGGCCGACGGUAUUCGAAGGAUAGCCUCGGGUACUGGCAACGAUAUCCAACUGCAAAUCCAAGGCAUAUCUUCACCCGGCAGUGACCAUUCGAAUGCGUCCUCUUCAACGUCUGUUUCGACCGUAAAUCAGUCGAACAACAAUUCAAGCACCGGACCCAACAGCGGGAAUAUAAUCUUUAACAACAUGACAGGACUGAGUGCGCUGCUUGCUUCCACCACUUCACCCUCUCCCCAACAACAACAACAACAGCAACAGGUUGCCGUUUCUGGAGGGAUGAUGGACAAUAGUUCGACACUUGGUGGUGUGGUGAAUCCAUCUAAUCUAGGCACUAACAAUAACACUAGCAACAGUAGUAAUAAUAAUUCAGCAUUAAUCGAAAGACUGACUUCAUCUAGUAAUAUAAACCUAUCCAAUAACCUUCCAAACGCAAGCCCAGGCUUGCAGUUUACAAUACCAUCGCCAAAAACACCCCAACAGCAAUCUCAGCAGCAGCAGCAUUUACAGAUCCAGUCCCCCGCCUCGUCGAUAUCGCCACUCUCUAGUCCUCCACCGACGGUUACGUUGCAGUCCCAGCAACAACAACAACCCCAACAACAGCAGCAAAUUCAACUGCAACAGCAAACACAGCAGCAACCCCACCAGACGACCGUCAACCUACAGGGAUUGAACUUUGCCAGUUUGCACGGUGCUAUGGCGUCCAUUCCCGGACUACAGAACGUGCAGGUUCAAAUACCGGGACUUGCACAGCCGAUUUCGCUAUCCCUUUCUUCCGCUCCGUCCUCCGGCACGGCAACGGCAAAUGUGCUAAACGCACAGAGCAACGCACCCGUUACCGGGGGCACCAAUCAUCACGGGACGACGACCAGCCUGCUGGUGUCGGUUCCGGUGUCCAGUUCCGGCGGUGGAACCUGCACACAACUCGGUACGCUUGGUGCAGCCGGCACAUCCGGUGCAGCUGGUUCUGCAACUGGAUCCGCCAUGGCUGGUGCCACGGCCAACCUUCUGGGUGCCAACUCCCAAACUGCAACUCAAACCGUGGUGCUUGCCAAUCCACAAACCAGUGUUGGCGGAUCCAGUUUGCUUUCUCUGCCCAUCGCUCAAAUUGUUACCUCGGGAAUGAAAGGACUGGGUCAGCAGGGCAUACGGGCCGGAACGCCACUCACGGUCAGCACCGGCCAGCCCGGCCAGCAGAUACAGCUGCUGAACAUUAGCCAGAGACCGCGCAGUGGCCAACUGCCGGUGGUGUCUUCCGUUACCACGCCCAUCACAGCAAAGCAGAUUGCGGCACGCGUGGCCCAGCAGCAGCGCAACAUGGCGGCCGGAUCGACGCUGAAAAUUGCCACCCCAAUCACAGCUACACAUCACGGGCAGCAGCUUGGUCAAACGUUGAACGUGACGACUAGUGCGACUCAAAAUCAGCUGUUAAUGACGAAGCAGCUGCAAUUGAAGUUGCAACAGCACCAGCAACAGGUGCAACAAAACCAGCAGGCACAACAACAGCAGCAGCAAGCCCAGCAAAUUAUCACCACUUCAACUCAACCGGCCACUACUCAGAUACACAUUCAGCAGCAUCCGCAUCUGAAUCAACAGGCCCAACAGCAGCUGCAACAACAGGUGCAACUGCAGCAGCAACAGCAGCAGCAUGCAACCCAGCAGAUCAGCAUCAUAAAUAGUAGUGUGGUGUCGCCGCUGCCGUUGCCCACCAUCACGCCCCCGCCAGCACCGCAACAACAACCUACUCACCACCAGAAUGUGGUCAACGCACUGGCUGCAGGUAAACAUCGGCGAAGGUCUGCAGCGGACAUGAAUAAGUAAGCCGAACCUCAAUCACAGACACAGAAAAACAACCUCCCUCUAGUAACCUAUUUCCUGUAAAAAGUAAAAAAACGAAAAAGCAUAUUAAUUUAUCAUUGGCGAGCGCGCGAAGUGUGAUACUUUAAAAUGUUUUUGUGGGGGCGCGGUAGUGCAUGAUUGUUUGACCACGCAACAACUCGAGGUGUGGAUGAAUUGUGCGCAUCAACCUACGAAGACCACAAACACUCACACACACACACAACCUCUCAAACAAAAAACAACAGCUCUUUUAGUCACUCUAGUUGUAAGAACAAAUUAACGUUAAACAAACAUACGGAGCGAAACAAUAAGAAAAAAAACCCACGGUGGCCCUUCGCGUUUUGGUGAGAGGGGCGGCGCAGAUAAACGAAGAAGAAGGAGAUAGAUGAUGGACCUACGUAAGCAGAGUUUAUUUGAAACGAGGAAUAAACAUAGUUUGUUUUUAAUAUUUAAAACUUUUAUUUUGUUUUUUUAUUUUUUCGAUUUAGUUUUUACACAUUGCGAAAAAUGCCGAUAUUUUCCUUGUUUGAAAUAAUAGAGCCUUAAACUACUUCUAACGGUUACCGGUAAUUUCGAUACAAGUUUUGUCCGUUGUAAGUUUCUAUACUCUACUAUUUUUAGUUAUACUGUAUUUGUUUUCUCCACUCGUGGAGUGUGCCACCGUACCCGAUAAAAACAAACACAAAUCCUCGCCAGUGUAUUGCUAGCUCGCUCACUCACACGCUCUCUCGCAACACUGGCAAAAUUAUCGGUGGGCCACCGUCCGUAAGCAGAACUCCGACAGGUCAAAACCAGUGCAACACCGUCCGAAUAAACAAACAGUUUGACAGCACCUAGUGGUGCACCAGUGCAACACUAGUGCAACACUCGGCAUAAACAAAUACGGUAUUAGUUUCAGUUUUUCGUGGCUAAAGAAGUCCCCAUUGUUCCAACUCCAACAGUUCCUUCCAAUCAUUCUUAAAAUUUCUUAAUGAAAAAGUGUAGUUAAGUAUAGUUUGGGUCCCUUCAAUACGUUCAUGUAAUUUCUACAACAGCUUUAACUUUUUGCCAAUUUUACUGAAACGCUCGAAAGCGCGUUCAACAAUUUAAUAACUUCGAUAAGGGUUUUACUGGCUGGACAGAGGUGUUAAAUAGACGAUGGAAGCGCUGCCGAAUUUGGGUGAUGGUUUGACAUUAGUGCAAGUGGAAUGCAGUGAAAAUUUCACUCAACUUUAAUUUAUCGGUGAAAAGUGAUGUCCUUUUUAGUAGGGAAAUCUAAAGAUUAUGGAGUUUUAUAGAUGGAUAGACCGUACCGUUUCGCACCCAAACCUCGAUGAUAACAAACUUUAAAGACUAUGCAUCGAUAGAUGCGUUUCUGUGUUAAGCGGGCCACAGACUACACAACAUUUGUACAAAUGCGAUGAAAUUCGAUGAAAUUUUUUCGCUGUAAACACCGUUUGCAUAGUGUAUGGCACUGCUUGAAUGAGCGCCCAAACGGUUGGAGUAAAAUCGGUCGGGAUCGAAAUAUUUUGUACAAACCAUCCUCCCAGCCGUGGUGGAGAUGGGUUUUUUUGUUGCUGUUUUCGCCAGCAAUCGUUUGUGUUCGCGUGAAAAAUGUUUGUAUAGUGUGUGGGCGAGCAUAGAUCAAACAAUCGUCGUGGAAUCAUCGAAUUUGUACAGGCCAUUUGUGUAGUCUAUAUCCCGCUUUAAAGAGACCUUAUCUGAUCGAUCCACAAAUCUUUUUGUUCGUUCGCACUGCAAGUUUUCCCGCUUGGCCUACUAAUGUGUGGUGGUAGAUGCAACUUUCUCAUUUUCACCAUCUUUCAUUUCAUCUAACCUUCCAUCCAUCUAUAAAAUUCCAUAAUCUUUAGAUGUCCCUACUAAAAAGGACAUCACUUUUCACCGAUAAGGCCGAUAAAUUAAAGUAACAAACAUAAAUUACGGUGAUUAAUCUUUUCAUAAAAUUUCACCCAACUUUUGAAAGAUCCUGCGUGGUUUUCUCGAAGAGAGAAGGUCUUUUCGCUUCCAUCGCUUAAGUUAUUCUUUCUCUCCUUAAGAAAACUCCGUAAGAUCUGUCAAAAGUUGGUAAAAUUUUAGCUGCACCCCACUUCUGCUAAUGCAAAACCUUCAACCAAAUUUGGCAGCGCUUCCAUCGCCUAUUGAAUGAAAAAUCGAGUCGAAGAUUCUGCUUUUAUUAGUUGUCUUGCGUGAUUCCUUCCAGGAAAAUGUCCAUAGGAGAUCAGCAAAGGCUUGAGUGACGUAUCUGCAGCCCUAAAGCGUCCUCAGGAUGAAAAGACUGCAGGGUUAGAUAUGUAUCGGAAGUCUUCCAAGUCCAAGAACCUUCAGCUUGAAGCGUUGACAUAUGAAUUCUUUCAGCUUCCUCUUCAGGUUCGGGUCGUUGAAUAAAAUAAGAAAACGUCAAUGUAAACGAUGACUGAUUGCAUUUUUGCACAUACUAGCUGUUAGUAGAGGCAAUUGUCAACCUUGGAUUGCGAUAGGCCAAAUUCCUUCAGUGCUCCGUUCGGAUUGUUUAACCCGUAAAGCGCUUUCUUGAGCAAACAGACUUUAUUGGUCUAUCGCCAAACCCUACCGACUAGUCGUAUCUCGAAGACUUUCAAGUCGUACUCAAGUGCAAGAUAACGAAUAUCGCACCACUGGUGAUUAGAGCUCAUCGUAGUCGAUUCCAGGACGUUGCGAAGAACUUCUCACUACAAUUUGCGCCUUGUACUUGUCAGUAUCCCGUAAAGUUCUUAACAUCCACUUGUUGCGUAUGGGGUUUCGGUCCCUCAGGUUUGAUUCUCCUCCAAAAAUCUUCCGCUUAACUCACGGGAUCGCCCUCUGCAACCAAGCAUGUCUGAAGGGGAUUUAUAAGGACAGUAAACGGCGUAAAAGUUAUGUAAUCGGAAUACUUACCUGGAGGUCGGCGCCCUCGACCGCCUUAACUCUAGCAGUUUAUCAGCAGAUCUAUUAAGUUGCGAUAGAAGCGCAGAGUUGGAAUCUUCGGGUACCUGGUUCUUCCAUCUGCAUCUCGGUCAAUUCUAUGAAAUUGACAGAAUGUCGGCUUACUCGACUUUGAUACUGGUUGAAUUUUGACGUAUUGCAGUAUCUUAGUCUUUACCGCCGUCAGUGUUGCUCCAGAAGCUUCCAAUCCCAUGACUAUCGGCUCGUUAUUCGCUGGGAGUCCCAUCAUUAGCAACACCGCCAGGCACGAGUCGUCUACUCGGAAUCCAAUCCCGGCGAGCUUAUGAACAGUGGAAAUCAAAUUGUCGACAUAUGAUUCCACGCUUCCGUAUUCCUCCAGACUUCCGGUUUUCCUCGUCAGACCGUCGUCCUGGAAAGCUCUUCGUAGCUUCUCCCAAGCUUCCUGUACCGUUAGUGCGGCCUUAACUAUGAUGUUGUUCACCAACUUCAAGCUCAGAGGCUAAUUGUAGUAAGUGUACUCAACCUGCGUCCACUUAACGCCUAGGGCCUAACCUAACCUCCUUUGACUCGCGUCAGGGUUCUAUUGGCCCUUUGACCCCUUUCUCUGCUUCGGUCCGGCAACCACCCAGUGGUUCCGACUUGACGACCUUCAAUAGUCCAGGUGGAUGGUUCUUGGCUCUGGGGCCGUUGGAGCGGAACCUUCAAAAGAAGAUCGAGAUUGCCAUCAAGCGAGCCUCAAAAACGUCAAGGGUAUCCGAAAGAAGGUUAUAGAGAUGAAUGGACCGGCAGUUGAAGAAGAGGUAGUGAAUGUUCUUAAGUGAUCCAGGAAGUUCUCGGUAGGAAAACAAACCAAACUUAUGUACAUGUACAGUACCGUUCAUAAUUGUAAGGAAGCACGCACACUGUAACUUCGACUUUGAACUUCCAUAACUUUUUACUCUGAUGAUAUUUUAUGAUCAAAUUUACUGCGUUAGAUAGAUCAACUAUCACACUAUUAUGCCACAAAAUUUGAGCUUUCUGGAGUUUGUGUGGCCUGAGAUACAGAAAUUCUACGAAAAUCGGACUUUUUGGACUUUUCUCAUUCAAACUGCAAUAUCUCAGAAACUACGCUACAUUUUUUGCAGAGUGAUUGUUGAAAUAUAAAGCUAGCAUGUCUGAAGUCUUUGAAAAAUUCUAUCGAUGGGAUAAAAAGUUACGUGAGGUACAAUAUUUCACGCAUGCACCUAAAAAUGCGAUUUCUAUAGAAUUUUGGACGAUUCAUGAAAGCAAUAUCGUUUCCCUUCACAAAUCAGUCAAAUAAUGUUUGGCAAAAGUUUUGAUUUGUAAACGGAAUUAUUUUCGGAAUGUCUUUGAAACGGAACACUGGAUUUAAUUUUUCGGAACAAUUUUUAUAUUUACGUGCUCUUCGUUCUACCGUUAAUUAGAAACUGACCGUUUUUUCUCUAGCACUCUACAAAGUUCUCAGACACUCAAUCCAUUCACACAGUUUCUAUUAGUAACUCAUUCAAACACACACUCACUCUUACACGGUUAUUUCUUUUUCGUCAUUAUGGCCAACAUAACGAUCAUUACAACUCGGCCAUCCUGUCAUCUGAUCGUCUCGAUCAGGAAUUUUCAAAUUCACAUAAAUCAAAAUUAACUUUAGAUGUUAGCAUGGGAAGCCAAUUACCCGUGGCCUUCUCGGGGUUAGUAGGACACAAUAUCAAGGAAAGGGUUUUGGUAAGGAAGGUUUUCUUUAAAAUACAGGCAAUUAUAACAGAGUAAGUGUAACAAUCCUUCCAGAUUCGUGCAAUUAUUCUUCAAUAUCAUCAUAGCAGUCCCGCCAAUCGGCCCAUCGUUUUAGUCUAGAAGCUUCAAUUAUGCCAUCGUAAGGAAUUUGUGAAAUCUGAGCAUUUUCUAUGUCCCUGACAACAUAUCGAUCAUUUGGUAGAACUUUAUGGACGCGAUAGGGUCCUUUAUAUUUUGGGAUAAACUUUUUGUUUGUGCCAAGAGUUGUAUCAAUGUUUCUCAUAACGACAUAUUCACCUAAUUCAAAUCUCAUAGCAGGCUUAUGUUUCUUCUGAAAAUACGUCAAAUUUUUAUCCUGUGAAGAUUGAAUGUUCUCUACAGCUGAAUUCCUUAACGAAUCCAAGUCUCUACUAAUUUUCUGACCUUCUUCCAGGAACUCAGAAAGCCUGUCAACUUCACGACCCCGCUGGUUGACCCCAAAAAGAAGCAUAGACGGUGUCUGACGAGUAGUAGAAUGAAUGGAAUUAUUCAGUGCAAACUCAGUUUUUAUCAACAUUUUUGACCAGUCAGAGUGCUGGACCGGUUCAGAGAUCUUCGCAAGCAUGGAUUUGAUAAUACGAUUAACCCUUUCGACCUGUCCGUUCGCUUGAGCCGACGCAGUUCCUACCUUGACGUGUUCGAUAUUAUGGUCCAAAAGAAAAAAGCUGAAUUCGAGAGACGUAAAACAUGUUCCACGGUCACUAAUGAUACGUCUUGGUCGACUGUAAUGUUCGAAGUACUUUUCAAGACACGCACGCACCUCCUUAGUACUGGUAGAGUUAACCGCAUACAGCUUGACGUACUUUGUGAAAGCAUCCACGACGGCGAGUAUAUACUUUCUCUUUGAAAUAAUGGAUGGCAACGGCCCAAAGUGGUCAAUAUGAACAGUGUCAAAAGGAAUAGGAAUUUUCGGGAUAUUAUGCAAAGUUUUGUGAUUACUAGUUGGAGGGACGGAAUACAUUAUGCAACGAAUGCAGUUUUGAAUAAACUUACUCACUUUUUCCUUCAUUUUGGGAAACCAAUAGUGCAUUUUUAUCUGUUCAAUGCAUUUAGUCACACCCAUAUGACCAAUCUUCUCAUGGGCAUGUCGUACUACAUUUGUUUCCAUCUCUUUUGGAACAUAAAGCAAAUUCUUUUCAUCACCGACAGACCGAUACACCAGACCGUCUUCAAGUACGAAACCAUCAACUGAACCAAUCUCCAGCUUUUCUCUGAGAAGGGCUAUCUCACUGUCACGAUUCUGAGUGAUUUGGAGUUGAAACGUUAUAUCCUCGGGAUCAAUGGCAGAAACAACUUGCGUAGAAUCCUCGGUUGUGCGAAUAGUAACAGAAGGGAGUCGGCUCAAUGCAUCAACGUGGCUCAUCAGUUUACCACUCCUGUGUUGGAUGGUGUAAUGGAAAUUUUCUAAUUCGAUAACCCAACGAGCGAUCCUUCUAUUCAUGUUAGCCCUGUUCACAGUCAUUGUGACAGAAUUACAAUCUGUUACAAUACGAAAUGGUAUGCCCUCCAAGUAAAUACGAAAUUUGCGAAGCGAGUAAAUUAUGGCCAGCGUUUCAAGUUCAAAGCUGUGGUAGCGGGACUCUGCAGGGCUCGUUCGUUGCGAAAAGUACGCAACUGGAUGAAAUUUACCGUCGUCCUGUUUUUGAAGCAGUAUGCCUCCAAAGCCAUCAGUGCUAGCAUCGCAAUGUAGCUCGGUCUCUCGAUCAGGACUAUACAAAGCAAGGACGGGUGCAGAUACUAAACUUUCCCGAAGUGUGUUAAAAGAGUGUAUGCAACCUUCAUUGAAAUCGAAUUUUACAUCGGGUUUAGUUAACUCCCGCAAUGGUUUUGCAAUAGACGAAAAGAAGGGAACGAAUCGACGGAAGUAUGAAAAUAGUCCAAGAGCUUUCGACAACUGCUUUACAUCUACCGGCAAGGCCAUUGACUUGAUGGCUUCCAAAUGCGACCCGUUUGGACGGAUACCCUUAGCACUAACAGUGAAUCCCAAUAAAUCAAUCUCACAAUAACCAAACAAACAUUUCUUAAAUUUUACUUCCAAUCUAUAUUCAGCAAGUCGUCGCAUGACACGCUGCAAUAGUUCAAGAUGUUCUUCAAUCGUAUGAGAUGCCAAAGUUACGUCAUCUAAGUAAACUACUACUGACCCUUCUUUGAUAAACGAACCCAACACUCCGUUGAUGAAACGCUGAAACACUGCAGGAGCGUUUCUCAACCCAAACGGCAUCUUCCGGUACUCAUACUGACCUCCCGGAGUUACAAAUGAGGUAUACGAAAUGGAAUCAACAGCAACAUUGACCUGAUGGAAUCCAUUCUUCAAGUCCAGUACAGUGAAAUAUUUUUUUCCUUCUAGACGUUCCAAGCAAUCAUCGAUCAAUGGAAUUGGAUAGCUAUCACGCACUGUUAUUUUAUUUAAAGCUCGAUAGUCAACGCACAAACGCUUCUCUCCUGAUUUCUUCUGCCGCAAAACUAUUGGAAACGAGUAGGGUGAAUUACUAGGUUGAAUGAUACCUUCGGCUAACAAGCUAUCGACUAUGUUAUCUACGUCUUUUCUGUCGGAAUAUGAUAGUCGACGAGGAGCAAAACUUAUAGGAACAUCGGAUGUCAACUUCAGCCUCAUUUCAUAAUCAUGCUGUUGAGCUGGAAUAUUUGAUAGGUCCAAAUAGUCUUGAUCAAUUAUCUUUUUAAUUUGUCCACGAAUUAUAGCACUCAAGUCGGGGUUAAUAUUGUACUUAAAAUUUUGAUUAUCGCUAACAUCAAUUGUGUAAAUAUCAGGGACGAAAUAAUCGCAUGCUGCGGAGUCGCACACAGAGUCAGCUGGAUUACAUUUCGAACAAUUCAGGGGGUAGGAAAGAAAUGAAGAAUUAUUCUCAAAAAAAUUAUAAACGCAAUGAAGCCGUUCACCGGCAAUUCUUAUUUCAUUCAUAUCAUGAAGUUCAACUUUCAAAUUAUCAGCAACAAAAUGAUCAUAUAAAGUAAUACCAAAACUUGUUAGGAAUUCUCGGCCAAGGAGUAGAGGGUGACAUAUGAAGUGAUCAGGGACUGUGUACAACUUUAUAGUUUUUGUCCGGUAGCGAAACGUCACACGAACAGGGAUGAUACCGAAUGUACACAAGGGAAAUCCACCUACGCCUUUAUAACCGGAAUUGAUUUUCUCUGUGGAGAUAGAAAGACAUGGGACUGCCGAUCUUUUUAUCAAAUUAAUCGGACUUCCAGUGUCAAAAAGUGACAUGAAUUUUCUGCUAUGUUGCACAUCGGAAUCUGUUAGGAAGGUUACACUCACCUCAUUUAUCUCCGUGAUAGUUCCACCAUUUGACUCCUCUGGUCUGUCAUCCGUCAAAGCUGGGCCUCGCCGAAAAUCGUCCACCAUAGCAACCUGUCGUCUGACCGCUAAGGCAGGUUUGGGGCAGUCCUUCAAUCUGUGUUGGUUUGAACCACACCGGAAGCAAGAUCCAAUCUCUCGCUUUGGUUCAGGACAAGAUGCUGAUACAUGUCCCAUCCCGGAGCAAUUGAAGCACCUAACGUCAGAAGAUUUCGUUGUUUAGCAGCUACUCUCCCUCCGCUGGAUUUUGUGAGCGAUGCAGAGUACAUAUCCCUCAACUGGGAAUACCGAUGAGCUAGUUGUUUCAAUUGCACGAUCGUCGUCGCUUGAUAGAGUACCGCAAUGUUAGCAGAACGAUCGCGAAACCCAUCAACAAUCAGCUCCACCGUCUGUUUCUCGUCGAUGUUCGCUCGGGAUGCGAUUUCUUGCAUCUUCAAGAUGUAGCCAGUAACUGAAGUUUUCGCGGCAUUGAAAGUCGUCUUCUUCAUUAUAUCGAUGAUCUCGGAGACAGAAUGCACAUAACCGAAGUUUUCCAUAAAGCUGGCUCUGAAUUGUUGAUAAUUCCUCGAUCGAUCAACUCUCAAAAACAAUUCUGCUUCGGAUCCAGGCUCCAUCAUCCGCCGUAUUGCCAUGAAUCGGAAAUCGUCAUCGCCAUGGAUGGAUUCGCACGCUUGCUCAAAAUCCUGUAUCCAUUUUUCGGCAUCAUACGCAGCACCACCAGAAAAAGUUGGGACGGAAUAUUUAAUGUCUCGAAAAUCGGGCAUUUUCAUCGGAAUAACGGGAGGAGCGACAAUGUUGAGCUCGGCUUCAAUCACAGCAAUUUCCCGGCGCAAAUCGGCCACGAGUCGACGUUUCUGCAACAGGCGUAUCUCAGCGUCCAAUUGCUGCUCUUCUCCGAUUUCCCCCUCGCCAUCAUUUCGUUCAGGACUUUCGGAGCCAGAAGGAAUCUCUCCAUCCGCGUUGUUUCUUUGUUCCCUCUGCACCUCAAUAUCGUGGAGGGCUCGCAAAUGUCGGACCGUUGCGGAUUGUGGAAAUUCAAUAUGGCGGUCCUGCAGCCACGCCAUCAGUUCGGUUUUACUCGCGCGAUUAAUAUUGUCCAUUUUCACUCAACCGAUAUUUAGCGACCGCAGGGCUUAAUCCCACUUCUGAGGUUGUAAACGGAAUUAUUUUCGGAAUGUCUUUGAAACGGAACACUGGAUUUAAUUUUUCGGAACAAUUUUUAUAUUUACGUGCUCUUCGUUCUACCGUUAAUUAGAAACUGACCGUUUUUUCUCUAGCACUCUACAAAGUUCUCAGACACUCAAUCCAUUCACACAGUUUCUAUUAGUAACUCAUUCAAACACACACUCACUCUUACACGGUUAUUUCUUUUUCGUCAUUAUGGCCAACAUAACGAUCAUUACAGAUUUGUUUUGAUUUUUUGGUUGAAAUAGAUUGACUGGUUGUAUAACGUAAAAUAGGAUUUUCGUAUGGAAACAUUUGUUCGAAAUUCUAUAGAAAUCGCAUUUCUAGGUUCAGGCCUGAAACAUUGUACCACUUUUGAUCCCAUCGAUAGAACUUUUCAAAAACUUCAGACAUCCUAGCUUUAUAUUUCAACAAUCACUCUGCAAAAUUUCAUUGAAAAAUGUAGCGUAGUUUCUGAGAUAUUACAGUUUGAAUGAGAAAAGUCCAAAAAGUCUGAUUUUCGAAGAAUUGCUGUAUAUCAGGCCACACAAACUCCAGAAAGCUCAAAUUUUGUGGCAUAAUAGUGUGAUAGUUGAUCUAUCUAACGCAGAAAAUUUGAUCAUAAAAUAUCAUCAGAGUAAAAAGUUAUGGAAGUUCAAAGUCGAAGUGACAGUGUGCGUGCUUCCAAUUUCUAUACAAUUAUGAACGGUACUGUACAUCUUCUUGAAACGAGCUCGAUUUCGCAUUUCAAUUCCAUAACCUUGUGUUUUUGGCUCAGCGUUCGUUUUAUUAAGGAUUUUAGGCAUUUUUUUAUUUUUAUUGUUGAAUGGUAGAAUUGGUCGAUUUUUAAAGGUCAGUGUGUCAUAUUUUUUUCGUUCUCAUUUUUCUUCUUCGACACCUUCCGAACAACUACACACAAACAAUUUUCAUUCACCGCAGCCAAGUGGCAAACUGAUGCUCAGCCAUUUUUCAAGGUAUGUUACAAACCGCAGAUUGAUGAAUUCACUUACCUACAUUUUAGAAAAACUUUCUGAGCUAACAUAUCAUUGAAUGAAGUAGACCCCCGAAAAAUCUUCUGAAUAAAAGUAACUUUUUUUUCGUCUAUGAUUUAUAAGUUUCUGAAAGCCUCUGAUUACAGGAAACCAAAUUGAAACUGCAAAAUCUAUUCUUAAUAGUUUUGACAAUAUAAGAUCAUCAAACCACGAUACGGAAGGGUUGGUUGUGUUGUGUAGUAGAUAGUGAUCAGGAAGAGCGCAGUGUUUUCUGUAAAUACUUUAUAGGUGACGACAGAUAAAAAAAAACCGAGAAACGAUAGGUAUGUAGUCUUGUUUGGACUAGGAAGUGCACAGGAAUUCAAAGUUAUUCGCCAGAUGUAACUGUUCAACUUGUUGAAGAUGAUAUUACUAAAUAAACAAAAAAAAAAAACAGAAAUGAUAACUACAACUGGAGUCUGAAGUAAUGUUUCAUUCGGUUUAGUGUUCGUUUGAACACGCAAUUAAGCUUAAAUAAAUCAAAGAAAAGCUAAUCACCUAACUGUAAAGGAAUGAAAAAAAUAAUUAAAAUUAAACAAAUAGUCAUUAGUUCGGAACAAAGUAACUACACGGCGAGAAGCAGUAAUUCACACUUGCAGAAGAGGUGGAAACGUACAGUGAAUAUACAUAGAUAUUAUAGAUGGUUUGUUGAUGGUUUUAAAUUUAAUCAGAACUGUGAACUAGGAACUGAGCUCUAUAAGCGGAAUGCAAAUUAAAAGAAACUGAAAAGGAAAACUACACCGUCUCAGAAAAGAAACAAAAAAAGGUAACCAAGAGUCAAAAGCAAACGAUUAAAAAGAAAUAAAAUAACCUAAAAAGAAAGCGCAACGCUAAGCGAGACUGUUAGUUUUAGCGGCUGAUGACGGAAUAAACACAUGGCUCAUUACUAAGUAAUGAGCAUUUAGUAGGAAGACAAACGGCGAAUGAACUACUAAAUAGAACACAACUAAAAAAAGAAAAGAACAAAAUGCUUCUUGUAAAAUUAUUAGGCGAACAUAAAAUGUACCUAUAGUUCUGAAGAGAAAACAGAUAAAACAAAAACGAGUACGCUUUUGAUUUUUACAAAAACCGAUCGACCAGAAGGGAAACUACAAAUUAGGUUAUUGAUACCUAUUUCUAAUUUCGAUGUAAAUUUGUUUCUUUUUUUCAAAACAAAAAUUGUUAAUUAAAUUACUAUUAAAAAAAGAGAAAUAGUUAGUUUCUAGUUUAGUAAUUCGUUCAACCGAAAUAGUGAUUCUUUUCGUAUAGAAACCCAUGGUCAACCAACCAAAAAAUUACCAAUACAAACAACGAUAAUUGCAACUUUUAGUUCAGAAGCAAAAGCAGAAGAACAACAACGUACCGUGUUAUUUUUCUAUGAUUGUUCUUUUCUUUGUACAUAUACAAUCAUUUACUCCCCCUUCUAAAUCUCUAUCGGAAAUGUUUUAGUUUAUUUCUUAAAGCCAGACAGAUAGGUCCCAACCAAGAGAGAAUUUGAAACUCAGACGGUGCCAGGGCAAAACCGACCGAUGAGAAAUGUUUACGCUUGUUUUAGGAGAAUUUUCGUUUCUAUUCGAAUUGGCGGAGAGAUUGGUUUUAUUCCAGCAAAACGGAAGACACACAACACACAGAAAAAGUUUAUAGAAAUUCGAUAUGAAUAUAAUCCAAUCAAUAAACUUCAAAUCGGCACGCCCGGUGCUUACAGGCGUGCUUGUUUGAAUGAAACAUUAAAACAAAAAUCAA
Messenger RNA from Uranotaenia lowii, 18333 nucleotides. RefSeq lists its product as uncharacterized. Bases 490 to 6414 code for a protein of 1974 amino acids. The transcript has 9 exons. The record is from RefSeq and is a predicted model, not a curated record. Gene Ontology annotation, biological process: regulation of transcription by RNA polymerase II. Lineage: Eukaryota; Metazoa; Arthropoda; Insecta; Diptera; Culicidae. Gene Ontology annotation, molecular function: transcription coregulator activity. Gene Ontology annotation, cellular component: SAGA complex.